CUCCCCCACCAAAUCUGCACACCACAACCAGGCAGGCCGGCCUUCGACUUUGGCAAGUGCGCACUACUUAUGCACCUGGCCGCCCAUCCCACGCUUGCCUCUUGGCCCUCUGUUAAUCCUCUUGGUGGUUUUUUUUUUUGAUUCCUUUGCAACUCUGCUGAACCCGGGGCUCAGCUUCUUCAUCCAUCUGUAUAUUUUGCACACCUCUCUGUUUUCUUGUUGUCGGCCCCUCCAGCGCAUUGACGCUUUGCUUGCUCCUGCUUUCACCGGUCUCAUCGCCCACCGAUAUAGACUAUUAACCACGGACAAUCGUCUUCUCGACACAACUCCCGACUCCCCGCCUUUAGGAUAUUAAUUAAUUUCGACCACCAACAGCCGCUGUACAGCCGGGUUCGAAGCCUCCACCACUCCCAUAACGCUCCGCCUCAACUGCAUCGCCCCGGACGCCGCAGAAGCCGCUUUCCGGACUCUCCCCGGCUUCACUACAAACCACCCGUUUUCUUCGGCCAUCCUGUCUCGAUACAACAUAGUUCCAAAUGAUGGCAUAUGGUGCCUAUAGGGACAUGGCUCCCACUCUUCCCAGCAUUGUUGUGCCAGGAAGUGCCAAUUAUAACCCCUCUCACCCUGAUGUUGGCUACCGUCGAAGCAGCGCAGUAAACAUCCCCAAUCUCGACCAUAGAGAACAGGCGCCCCCUCCUCUGCCCCCUCCUCCUGAGCCCUUCUCUGCGAGAGUUGAAGAGCCCCGAAGCGGCAAAGAGUACACCCAUAGCUUCGGCAGUAACUAUGGCAGUAUUAACGAUGAACGCCCUGCUCUUAAGAGACGAGACACGGGUAGUACGACUGAUGAAGGAUAUGCAAGCUAUUCAUCGACAGAGAGAUCACUACCGUCUCUGCCUCCAAUGUCGACAUCGUUCUUCACAUCUGCUGCCGAUAGCAUGAAGAGAAAGCUAGACCCCAUCCGCACAUUUGACAAGUCACCACCCCGAUCCUUUCUUACCGCAUCCCUUAGCGAUCUAGGUCCGCGAAAGGAACCUCGUCUCGCCCCCAGUGUCGACCUGCCAAUCCAUAGUCGCUCAGUAGCGAGCUCACGGCAAUCUUCGUUUGCUGAUUCUCCCCGAACCAGCCAACUGCCACGCACUCCUCUGGACCACCGAUCUCCAAUGGACUUUGACCACUCGCCACGAACGGUAGUGAGUCGACACAAUAGCGAUGACGCCGCGAUGCAUGGCACCUAUGAGUACCAUGCCGCCGAAGAUAUGGAACUGGAUGAUUCCAACGCACCUCGACGCAUGCAAUCGGAAGAUCGAUAUGUUGCCGCCGGCCAAAAGCGACGAGCCAUCAGCCCUGCACCCAGUGAGCACGCCUAUCACCUUGCUCACGGACAGCCGGAUGCGUUUCGUCGUCGUGAGCUCGGGACCAGAGCCUCCCCUACCCCUCGCAUGGCAACCAUUCCCCAUGCCCACUCUCUCUCCUCCACGGCUUCAACCCCGGUCUCCCAUUCGACAUCUUACCUAUCCAACCUUUCUAUCCCUUCUUCCGCUACCAGCUAUGAUCACCGCUCACCUACUGGCCCCUCUCCAACAUCUGCUGGCUCUCCAUAUGCUGCCACAGCAUCACUCAAUGCUAGUCCUCGCAGCUCCAUCUCUCGUGCGUCUCUACACGCGAGAGUCCUGUCAGGCAUUAGCCCGCGAAAAGUCACAGAAGUCAAAGGGGCUGGUGGCAAGAGCCAGGGCUUUUUGAUGUGCGAAUGCUGCCCCAAGAAGCCCAAGAAGUUUGAGAGACUCGAAGAUCUCCAGACUCACGCACAAGAGAAGCAGUAUGAGUGUUCUUACUGUGGCAACCGGUUUAAGAACAAAAACGAGGCUGAGCGCCACCAAAAUUCGUUGCACGUUCGACGCCACUCAUGGUCUUGCUCAGCAUUGAACCGCUAUGACCGCGCCUUCCAUGACUCCACGAUUCGCCCUGGAGAGGCUGAUACUUGUGGUUAUUGCGGAGACGAAUUUGCUAGGUCUGGCCGCGGCCCUGGCAAUGGUGUCCUCAAUGGUGGUAUUGUUCCCUGCCAUGCCACGGAUGCCGACUGGGAAGAACGAGUCCGCCAUUUGGAAGAAGUGCAUAAGUUUCGCGAGUGCAAUUCUUCCAAAAAGUUCUACCGCGCGGACCACUUCCGUCAACAUUUGAAGCAUAGCCAUGCUGGAACUAGCGGCAAGUGGACGAACAUGCUUGAAAAUGCGUGCCUGAUGGACGAGGAGCCACCCACGCCUCGAUAAAUAUGGUGUGAAUUUUAUGAUUGAUACGAUAUGCCGAUUUCUCUUUUAUGUUGUUACUAUCACAUGGGCCUCACGGGCCUCAUUUCUUUUUUUUUUUCAUUUCUUUUUUACUCCACGGUAUGGCGUUACGGUAAAGGGAAAAAGGACCGGGCUUUUCUUUUCGCGCUACGCAGCCCUCAGAAAGAACUUUUUUAGUUUUGGGAGAAUUCUGUCUUUGAAAAGUUAUCCUGAUACGAGAGGCAUGGACGGGAUUAGUGUGCAUUUCUAGGUAUACCCCGGAAGCAGGGCAUUAAGCACUACGAGACUUGGGUUGACACUGGACAACCUGAGGUGGGAUACGAAUAGCAGCUUUGGGAACCAGAGUAUUUUAGCAUGAAUAAAAUAACACUGGCUUUAUUUCGCG
[Torrubiella] hemipterigena is the source of this 2670-nucleotide messenger RNA. Lineage: Eukaryota; Fungi; Ascomycota; Sordariomycetes; Hypocreales; Clavicipitaceae. The record is from the annotation of a GenBank genome assembly.